AUGGCGCCCGGCCACGCGCUGCCGAAGCGGGAGGUGUACGGGGACUACCUGGCGUUCUGUCGGGACCACCAGCUCGAGGCCACCAACGCGCCGGCCUUUGGCAAGAUCCUCCGCAUGGUCUUCCCCGACAUCACCUCGCGCCGGCUGGGCCGCCGCGGCCAGACCUCGCACCACUACAACCACUUCCGGCGCCGCCCCGCCGGACAGGCCCCCGCCCACCUCCACCUCACCGGCGGCCUCCUCUCCGCCCUCACCGCCGGCCUCGGCUGGACCGCCGCCGCCGCCUCCUCCUCCUCCUCUUCUCCCACGCUCUCUUCUUCUUCUUCUUCAUCAUCGUCGUCGUCUUCAUCGACCACCGCCAGCACCACCACGCUACCCACACAUCAUCACCACCAGCAGCAACAUCAUCAUCAACACCAGCAUCAGCAUCAUCAUCAGCAUCACCAGCACUAUCAGCAGCGACACGAUCACCCCGGCACGACCAGUGGCAGCGGUGGCGGUGGUGUGGGCGAGGAGCCGCCUCCGUUCUCGACGCUCGCGGCGGGGCGGCGCUCGCCCCACCCGCUCCUCCCGCCGCCCGUCGCCUCGGGCUUCCCCCACCCUCUCCCGCCUCCCUGCUUCGAUGAGACGCAAAAACGGGCGAACCCGUUUUCGUCGUUCAGCUAUUCGUCGUCGGAGGUGGCGCCUUCGUCGCUGCUCGCGGUCCCUCGCAUCUCCGCCGUCGGCGGUGAGAUGCCCCACUUUGCGCUAAGCACCCACCAGCUGCAUCCCGACUUCAAGCAGGACGCCGAAUCCUUCAGUUCCCUCUACCGGAGUCAUCAGCAGGAGGUGUGCGGGAUCAUGAGCGGGGCGUACCUCAACUACGAGGUCCUCCAAUCUGCCCUCUGCGCAUUCUACCCACAGCGUUAUGGCUCCACAACGCUAAACGCGCGUGCUUCGGACCAGCAGAUGAAGAAGUACCACCACCUGCUCUCCUCCCAGGCCAUAGUCGACCAGAUCGCCGAUAGCGACCUGCAGUUCUACGGCUGGAUGGUGGGGCAGCUGGUGCCCGACGUGCUGGCCGACACGAGCGAAGACAAGCUGAGCCGCCUCCUGCACCUGGCCGAAUCCUUCGUCCCCCUGCUCAAGGCCGCGAUGACCUACUCGCUCCCGCCCGCCCUCGCCGAGUCCAAGGCCAGGACGGCCAUGAAUUUCUCCAAGACCCUCCGCUCGCGUGCGGUCGUGGCUCGCCUGUCGACCCGGCUGCGGGCGGUCCUGGAACACGACGCGGGGCGGGAGGAGGUGCAGGCCAUGACUGCCGGGUGGCACCGACUCGACUUUGAUUUCAUCGACGAGAAGACCGCCAUCUACGGCCGCUUCCGCCACAUCGCCAUGACCUUCCGGGAGGGGUACACGGUGCUGCUGCAGCAGCGCAGGCGCCUCGACGAUUGGUCCGCCUGGCUCAUGCGCCUGGCCGAGAGCGUGGCCAAGGGCGAGUUUGAGUCGCAGGCCCGGUCGAUGGGGGACUUUCUGAUGAAGUGGGGCGUGUACAGCCACCUGGUGCUGUGCAACCUGGCCGUCCUGCGGGCCGAGCGGAUGGAGACGUUCUACCUCCUCUUCGACUGGGUCCAGACCCUCCUCGCCCUGUGCCUCGAGGAGCAGGAGAUCACCGGUACCCUCCGCCGACGACACACGCCCUAUCGCCCCCUCCAGGGCGAGAUGGAGCGUGGGCGAGUCGACCACGGGGCCGACGGGCGCGGCGAUGAUGAUGGUGGGCGGGCGGCGGGGAAGGAUCAGCAAUCGAGGCUGAUGUCCCAUCACCACCACCACCACCAUCAGCCGCAGCAGCAGCAGCAGCGGGAGGAGACGGAGAAGGAGGGCGGCAAGCACGCGGCCCACUAUUCGCCCAAGAGGGCACCGUACGCCCCAACCGCCGGCGACGACUUCUCCGACUUUUGA
This is a messenger RNA of Acanthamoeba castellanii str. Neff, 1938 nucleotides long. RefSeq lists its product as uncharacterized. Bases 1 to 1938 code for a protein of 645 amino acids. The record is from RefSeq and is a predicted model, not a curated record. Lineage: Eukaryota; Discosea; Longamoebia; Acanthamoebidae. Gene Ontology annotation, biological process: regulation of transcription by RNA polymerase II. The transcript has 10 exons. Gene Ontology annotation, molecular function: DNA-binding transcription factor activity, RNA polymerase II-specific; RNA polymerase II cis-regulatory region sequence-specific DNA binding.